UGUUGAUUGAGGCUGUGUAGUAUGUAUAGACUACAGAGUGUACGCUGUAAGGGUGAGCGACUCGAGCGAGCGAGCCAAGGGCGAAUGGCAGAAAGCAUGUUUGCUUGAGGGCUCCCCCCCGUGUGCUGCCCUGAACCAGCCAUCUCCUCUUCAGAUUUUAGGUUUACAAUGAGGGACCAAAGAGAAAAGUGGUUCACCUCUUAACUUCACAAUGUGGAAGUGUUAGCUGUGGCACUGUAUUUACUAUUUCACUUCAAUGGCUACCAACGGAAGCAAGGCAGCACUGCCUCCUCGAACCCUCAAUGUGCAGAAAUUUGCAGAAUCCCGAGCUUCUGAACUUGAAGCUCUUCACUCAAUUGUCACAGAUAGAUUAAACAAUGAUUUCCAGUCUCAGAGAAACAAGAGGAGGAGAACUACUGGUUAUGAUAACCGAGUUGCGAGGAAUAGAUGGAAAAAGAGGCAGAAAGUGGGAUUUGAUGAUAAAAAGAAUGCUUCAGAUUUGGAAAAAUAUCAAAAGAAGGUUCCUCGCCGCAUUCGUCGAAGGGUUGAACUUAGAAAGAAUCCCGAAAAUGGCUACUUGAUGUCAGGCGAUGGCACGAAGAGGCUGCGAACACAUGUUUGGCAUGCAAAACGGUUCAAAAUGACAAAGCUGUGGGGUUUCCACCUCCCUCUGUGUUUGCAGGGCAGAGGAAGGGGUUCAAGGGCACUCUUGAAGCGGUUCAAACACGGAGCUCUCAUACAUGAUGCAAGCUACUACACUGCUGUCCAGUUGGAGGGUCCUGAGGAUUCAUUAUUGUCAGUUUUAAGCAUGGUACUGGUGCCUUUUCCAUCAGCUCAUUUUGAGGAUAUUUCUUCUAUACUUUCUGGAGUUGCAUAUGGAAGUGCUAUUCUUCAUCACAUUGGAGCACCUGUUUCUCAACCAAUUGCACCUGUGACCUACAUGUGGCGACCUUUUAGUCAGCACAUUGUGCAAAUGGAUGCACAUGACUGCAACCUUGAUGGAUACAGCGAGCCACGAGAAAUUGAGAAUUCUUCCUUCCGGCAGUUUUGGGCGUGGUUGCAUGCUUCUGCUUUCAAUGAAGGAUAUGAUACUCUGAAAUUGGCUUGUCAAAAGCAGAUGGAUGAGAGUGGUAUCUUGAUCGAUUGUUUUUCACGUGAGGGUCAACUUGCAAGAUUGGAAGUAAUGGGAGAAAAAGCAUUUCAACUUCUUGAAAAAACCUUAGAUCCUGCUGUUGUUUCAGAGAAUUCUUCCCAACAGAAAAAAUGUUCAGUUCAAGGAACCGGCACCAAAUCCGAAAUCAAGAAGUAUUUUGUCUUUGGAAAUGAGGAAGACACAUCUUCUCAUGCGAUUAUAUCUCUUACGGUCAGAGAUCCUCGCUCUUUCUCUGAAGUGAGUGUUGUUCCAAUGGGAACCUCUAUUAAUCAUGUAGGUGAUGUACAAGAAAAAGGAGCGAAAGAACCAUACGCCUUUACAGGAAGCCCUAAUAGUAAUAAUGACUCAUUUUCAUCACUGGAUUUGAAACCCAAAAAUGACAGAUUUUCUGACAGUGAGUUAUGGGAUGUUAGCAAUGGAUUAAGUCCUCCAGUGGAAGAAAGUGUUCUAUGCAUGGAAAAGCAUUGUAGGCGCCUGGAGUUCUUUUGCCUUGACAAAAAUUCAAGUAUGCCGAAUUCCUGGAUGAUGGCACAGCGUUCAAGAAUGUGUCCUAUUCUGCUUUUGAAAGCUAAUGAUCAGAAGGGCUCAAUUAUGGGGUGGUCUAUUAUACUUCCAUUAAGUUGGGUCAAGGCUUUUUGGGGUCCUCUUGUUGCCAAUGGAGCUCAUCCUAUUGGCUUGACUGAGAAACACUGGGUUGCCUGUGAUGUUGGGUUACCUUAUUUUCCGGUAGAUUUUCCUGAUUGCAAUGCGUACUCAUGCUUUAUGGCAAAUAAGGCUGCUGCCUCUGAUGAAAAGUUGAAGAAUCGUCCCCCUUCUGUGAGACCUUUUAGAAUUCCCAUUCCAUCUCCUUGGGACAGUAUCCAAUUUUCUUUUGAAAAACGAUUCACCAGAGCAGGAGAUACAGAUCCUUGGGAAAAGAACCUACAUGGUGAAGUCAAUAGCAAUUCAUUAACCAACUCAAACUCUGGAAAUUGCAAUGCAACACUUGUUCAUCAUUGUACUUCAUUUGAAGGUUUUGUUGCAAGGAAAGCUGAUAUGCUAACACUUUUCUUGAAUGAAAUCCAUGGUGAUGAUUUGUUUUUAUUCCCUAAGCAGUCAGAUAGGAAGAUGAGCAAUUUUCAAUUUAUGACGAAUGAAGGCAAGCUUUGUCUGGUUCCAAAUGGAUUGACCCAAAAAAUUUAUGAAAGAAAAUUAUGUUUCCUUAGAGUUCUUCUGCAUGCUUGCAAGGAAGGUGUUUUUGAAGAAGGAGCAAUUGUUUGUGCACCACAUCUUACUGACAUAUCACUAUGGACUUCCAGGUUUGGAGAUAAUGAAAGUGGGCUUCAAAUGCCUCACUCCUCUGUGCAAUCAUAUUUCAAAGAACAAUCUUUUGGGAAGUGGGCACUCCAAAUAUCAGAGGACCCUGUAGCCAAGAAAUCUCAUCGAUGGCCAAUUGGCUUUGUCACAACUGGAUUUGUCAGGGGAAGCAAGAAACCAAUAGCCGGGGCUAUAUGUGAGGCAGUCUCACUCGCUCAUCUUAGACAAGAGCAGUGGAAUGAGAUGCCUGUGAAGCAGAGGAGGAGAGAGGUUGCUGAUGUCUCUCCUCACUCUAUUGCUGAUGAGCAGGGAAGAAGGAGAAAGGAAGGAGCUCUCUCUGCCUGCAUUAAGGAAGGGCACCAUCAUGGAGGGCCCAAUUUUUGGGGAUGCUGGUUUCCAUCAAGGUUGGAUGAUUCGUGGAGGAUGCGUUGAAAGUGGAUUUUGGUCUCUAAUGAUCUCCUUGCACCUAUGAAAAAGGAAAAGAAUCAAGCAUCAAAACAUUUAUAUUUUCCCAUUUCACUGUUUGAAGGUGGUGUAGGACAACUUCUUUCACAUGUAGAGCAAGAGAGCCCUAUAAAUUUGCUUGUGCUCCUUCAUCAUGGCAAGAGAAUUUCUUCCAGAUUCAGAGCUCAGGGUUGUUACAUGGCUAUUCUGUUUGCAUUUGUGAUAAAAGCCUCAUUUCCCCUCUGUGGUACCUGCAUACAGUUUAUACAUCAGGGCAGUUAUUUUCUUCUUCUUCUAGGUUGUAGCUGUUAUAUGUUGAUUUAUCCUGUAUUAUAUGUAAUGCAUCUAAUAUUCUACUCAUUGUUUUCACAGAAUAUUAUAAAAUGGAAAUCGCAAAACAAUGAAUUAAUGACAGCAACUUAUAUUUUGCUUGAUUCUUAAAUGGCACGUGCUUGCUAUUUUCUUUUCUUUCUAUUUCUUUUAAAAUCCCGUCAUGUAUAACAAAAGCAUUUUGUGCAUGGUUCAAUUUUUUGUCCUUGCUACUUUGAUAUUUAGUUUUAUCCUAGAUGCAUUAGUGGUUCUAAAUUAUUCAUUGUUAUUGUUGUGUGAACUUGGUCAACUUUGUGAUCCAUAUCAUGGCAAAAGAGAGAAUAGUUAAGUUUGUUUUAAGGUUUCUUAUUCUCCAUUUGUACCUCUAUUUAUUUGUAGGGCAAGGGAAUUUUGGUCUUGGUCAUAUAUGCAACGGCAGACGUGAGACGAGAGGCUCAAAAGAUAAAACUGUGGCAGUAAACCAUUUUUAAAGCAAAGGUGUAAUUUUGUAUCUUGUCCCUUGAUUGGUUGGACUUGCUCGGUCUAUGUUAAAUUAAUAUUAGUUUAUUUUUGCUCACCGUGAUAUAUUUUUCUCAACCAAAAACAUUUGUGAGCUGGUAAAGGUUUUAAUGUGUUCAGUUUCUGACAUGUUUGUGUUAGCUUCAUUUAGUUAUGCUACAAGGUACAAAAGCUUGAAAUUU
Malania oleifera is the source of this 3903-nucleotide messenger RNA. Its product is annotated as ribonucleases P/MRP protein subunit POP1. Gene Ontology annotation, biological process: tRNA 5'-leader removal. Bases 257 to 2881 code for a protein of 874 amino acids. The record is from RefSeq and is a predicted model, not a curated record. Gene Ontology annotation, cellular component: nucleolar ribonuclease P complex; ribonuclease MRP complex. Lineage: Eukaryota; Viridiplantae; Streptophyta; Magnoliopsida; Santalales; Ximeniaceae. The transcript has 14 exons.